AUGCAGGAGGGUGACCCCGCCUACGACAUCCCCAAGGCCGACCCGCUGCGAGUGCCGCUCAUGCCCAUCAACAAGAACGCCGGCAGCGUGCUCAACCUCAACAUGUCGUUCAACAACCUGCUCAUCACCAACAUCGCGCACGGCGUGGUCGUCAAGGCGGUGAGGUUCGACGUCGACAAGCUGGAGCUCAACCUGGAGAUGCACCGGCCGCAGGUGGACUUCAAUGGAAAGUACAAAAUCGCCGGCAAGAUACUGUGGCUGCCCAUCUGGGGCUCGGGGGUCGUGUCGCUCAAGAUGAAGAACGUCGACGAGACGUUCCGCCUGGUGGGCGAGCGCGCCUCGGAGGACGGCCGCUCGUUCUGGAACGUCACCGAGUUCUCGUCCACGCUGGAGCCCCAGGCCCUGGAGGUCAAGUACGACAACCUGUUCAACGGCAACUGGCUUCUGGGCAAGGGUGCGAACGCCCUCAUGAACAGCCAGUGGAAGGUCAUCUACGACCAGCUGGAGCCCAUCACGGACGCCCACUUCAGCAGGAUCAUGAAGCCGGUGUGGGCCAAGAUCCUGAGGCACGUCGACCUGGACAAGGCCUUCCCCGUCCCCGACCCCCAAGGGCCGUGA
Thrips palmi is the source of this 618-nucleotide messenger RNA. Its product is annotated as protein takeout-like. The transcript has 5 exons. The record is from RefSeq and is a predicted model, not a curated record. The coding region runs from base 1 to 618 and encodes 205 amino acids. NCBI's taxonomy places the organism in Eukaryota, Metazoa, Arthropoda, Insecta, Thysanoptera, Thripidae.